AAGAAGUCGCAGCUAAAAGAAUCAUCUCUGAGUAGGUUUGGAGGAGCUUUAGUGACCGAAUUCCUCGAGCCACCUCCCGGUCGAUGCUUUUGCUUCCGCCAGAGAUAUUGUGUAAAACCCACUAUUGAUGAGAGCGACCCUGACUACGAGCGUAUCAGUGCUGCUCUUCAUCAUCCGUCCGGCCCACCUGUCCACUUCCACCCUUUCCAAAACGAGUACUUUCGUGUAGAACAGGGGCGGAUGUGCGUCGAGAUUGACGGUGUUCUUCAAAUUCUCACCCCCGAAGAUGGAGAAAUCAUGGGCCGGGCCGGUUCCAUUCAUCGAUUCUAUAUAGCCCCUGAUAGCACCCAGGAUAUGGUUAUUAUUUUGAGUGCAUCUGAUCCUGGCCUUGAUUAUCAGCUCGAUCGGGUCUUCUUCGAGAACUGGUAUGGGCUGUGGCAUGAUUAUCUGGUGUAUGAAGGCAAGAUGGAUCUGAUUCAGUUACUCUGUACAUAUGAUGCCGGAGAUGCCUAUCUUCUUCCUCCGGCGUGGCUACCUAACCGUUUGCGGAAGUUUAUUGGAUACUGGGGCGGAGUGAUCGUAGGUCGAUGGAUCGGGGGCCUCCUAGGCUACAAACCAUUCUUCAAGGAGUAUACUACGGAUUGGGAAUGUGCAGUGAAGAAGAUGGAAUCGUCCUUCUUUACACGCCGUCUGCUUGGCCAUUCAUUCUCUGCAGCGAUGACCUGGACAGAACUGCAAGAACGCGCUCUUCCAUGGUUGACUGGAGGGGGGACUGAUAGAUUUGUUGCACCAACCCUCAAGGCAAAUAAUAAAAAUGAUGAUAUGUGUUAG
Messenger RNA from Penicillium subrubescens, 831 nucleotides. RefSeq lists its product as uncharacterized. Lineage: Eukaryota; Fungi; Ascomycota; Eurotiomycetes; Eurotiales; Aspergillaceae. The record is from RefSeq and is a predicted model, not a curated record. The transcript is spliced from 2 exons. The annotation marks the transcript as partial.